AAGUGGCUGAGCAGUGAGGAGACGGGGAGGGGGCGGUUCCCGUUUUGCAGCGGAGCCGGAUGUUUGCCGAGCUUUGACAGGCGUGGCAAAAGGAGCGGAGCGCGAUCGCGGUUUCUCUUCAGGUUCCGUGGGCUGAGGCUGUCGGGGACUGGCUCAGCUAUGGACCCACUUUCAGAGCUGCAGGAUGACCUGACCCUGGAUGACACCAGCCAGGCUCUGAACCAGCUGAAGCUGGCCUCCAUUGACGAGAAGAACUGGCCCUCCGAUGAAAUGCCCGACUUUCCCAAGUCAGACGACUCCAAAAGCAGCUCCCCAGAACCUGUCACACACCUGAAGUGGGAUGACCCUUACUACGACAUCGCCCGGCACCAGAUUGUGGAGGUGGCAGGAGAUGACAAGUAUGGACGGAAGAUCAUUGUGUUUAGUGCCUGCCGAAUGCCUCCCAGCCACCAGCUGGACCACAGCAAGCUCUUGGGGUACCUGAAGCACACCCUGGACCAGUACGUGGAGAGUGACUACACACUGCUUUACCUGCACCACGGCCUGACCAGCGACAACAAGCCCUCCUUCAGCUGGCUCCGGGAUGCCUACCGGGAGUUUGACCGAAAGUACAAGAAGAACAUCAAGGCCCUGUACAUCGUGCACCCCACCAUGUUCAUCAAGACCCUGCUCAUCCUCUUUAAGCCCUUCAUUAGCUUCAAGUUUGGGCAGAAGAUCUUCUAUGUGAAUUACCUGAGUGAGCUGAGCGAGCACGUGAAGCUGGAGCAACUAGGGAUCCCUCGCCAAGUGCUCAAGUAUGAUGACUUCCUGAAGUCCACACAGAAGAGCCCUGCAACAGCCCCCAAGCCCAUGCCCCCACGGCCCCCACUGCCCAACCAGCAGUUUGGGGUCUCACUGCAGCACCUCCAGGAGAAGAACCCAGAGCAGGAGCCCAUUCCUCUCGUGGUCCGCGAGACUAUUGCCCACCUGCAGGCCCACGCUCUCACCACUGAAGGGAUCUUCCGAAGGUCUGCCAACACCCAAGUCGUACGGGAGGUACAGCAGAAGUAUAACAUGGGGCUGCCUGUGGACUUCGACCAGUACAACGACUUGCACCUGCCAGCGGUCAUCCUCAAGACCUUCCUCCGGGAGCUUCCUGAGCCCCUGCUCACCUUUGACCUCUACCCUCACGUAGUGGGUUUCCUCAACAUUGAUGAGAGCCAGAGAGUGGAGGUGACGCUGCAGGUCCUCCAGACGCUGCCCGAGGAGAACUACCAGGUGCUUCGUUUCCUUACUGCCUUCCUGGUGCAGGUUUCUGCCCAGUGUGACCAAAACAAGAUGACCAACACUAACCUGGCCGUCGUCUUUGGCCCUAACCUGCUGUGGGCCAAGGAUGCUGCCAUCACUCUCAAGGCCAUUAAUCCCAUCAACACCUUUACCAAGUUCCUCCUGGACCAUCAAGGGGAGUUGUUCCCUACCCCUGGCUCCUAGGGGCUCUGAGCACAGCCCCUGCCCACCAGCCCCCUUCUCUGAUAGCCCUUCCUCUGGGAGCCCCAGUUUGGACUCCUGCCCAGGAGGGGGUCAUGAGGCCCGAGAAGAUGAAGCUGGAGCCAGCCAGCUGGGCAGCUCCUCCUCCCCUUUCCAGUCCACCUCGCCGGCCCUGGAGGCCUUGCUGUUACCAUGGGACAUUUUUCUUCGCCUUAUACUUCUCCUGCCUCCUUGGAUCCCUGGUUCCUGUGGGGCUGUGCAGAGCUGGCCCUGGCCCUUCCAGUGGGAGAACUGGCUCCAGCAGUCCUUUCCUGCUUUCUCCUGCCUCUUUCCACUGUCAGCUGGG
Myotis davidii is the source of this 1813-nucleotide messenger RNA. RefSeq names its product Rho GTPase activating protein 1 (gene ARHGAP1). Bases 160 to 1470 code for a protein of 436 amino acids. NCBI's taxonomy places the organism in Eukaryota, Metazoa, Chordata, Mammalia, Chiroptera, Vespertilionidae. The record is from RefSeq and is a predicted model, not a curated record. Gene Ontology annotation, molecular function: GTPase activator activity. Gene Ontology annotation, cellular component: cytoplasm. Gene Ontology annotation, biological process: small GTPase-mediated signal transduction; negative regulation of endocytic recycling. The transcript has 13 exons.